This is a messenger RNA of Clarias gariepinus (North African catfish), 2473 nucleotides long. It is a transcript of the gene armc1, whose product is annotated as armadillo repeat containing 1. The transcript is spliced from 7 exons. Bases 239 to 1066 code for a protein of 275 amino acids. Gene Ontology annotation, molecular function: metal ion binding. NCBI's taxonomy places the organism in Eukaryota, Metazoa, Chordata, Actinopteri, Siluriformes, Clariidae. The record is from RefSeq and is a predicted model, not a curated record.
UGGACGGGGAACUGAAAAAUGGUCAAGCGAACAUUUUCCCCCUGGUCGCUAUUAGUCAUUUAUGUAGUUAAGUUAUAAAAAUAGUAAUGUUUAUUUUAUCUCUAUAAUAAACACAUACGCUCAUAUAAUCAUAUAAUCUUUUACGAAAUAUUGUCUGGAUUUGUGGAGGACGUAAAGCCCGUCUAGAGCAAGCUCAGGAAGGUAGCCUGGUGUACAUGGCACUACAUGUGGCUGCACCAUGAGUGGUGAGCCAGACGCCUUGGCUGUGGUCAACCAGCUCCGAGAUUUAGCCGCUGACCCGCUGAACAGGCGAGCUAUUGUCGAAGAUCAGGGUUGCCUGCCGGGCCUCAUCCUCUUCCUCGAUCAUCACAACCCACAAGUUGUCUACUCGGCACUGCUGGCCGUGCGCUACCUGGCAGAAUGUCGAGCCAACAGGGAGAAGCUGAAGGGCGUUCUGGGAAUGAUGCUGAGUCUGCAGAACGUCAUGCAGAAGAGCACGUCCCCCGGGGAGACCAAACUUCUGGCUUCAGAAAUCUAUGAGAUCCUGCAGAACUCGAGCAACGCUGAGGCCGAGCAAGCCGAAGCGGCCGCCUCGUGCCGCCGUAAAGCUCAGUUCUUCCUGGGAGCCACCAACAAGCGCGCCAAGACUGUGGUGCUGCAGAUCGACGGCUUGGACGACCCGACACGAAGGAGCCUGUGCGAAGAGGCUUUGCUAAAAAUCCGUGGAGUCAUCAGCUUUACCUUCCAGAUGGCUGUUAAGAGGUGUGUGGUCAGGAUCCGGUCCGACCUGAAGGCUGAGGCUCUGGGAUCGGCCAUCGCGUCAACCAAAGUGAUGAAGGCGCAGCAGGUGGUGAAGGGAGACGACGGUAAUGAGAUGGUGAUCCCGUUGCAGGAGGAUUCCGACGUGGAGGUGGAGCAGAACAUGGACUUGCCGGAUUACCUCCCCGAGGACGAGAGCCCGGCUCAGGAGCAGCACAAGGCCGUGUCUCGUCUGGGCUCCAUGCAGGACGGUAUGGGCUGGCUGGGCACGGCCGCCAACUUCCUUUCCCGCUCGUUCUACUGGUGACCCCGCGCCACGUACCUCCGCUCCGGUACGGAAACACUACUGCAGGCUGCUGCACACUAACUCAAGUCCUCCUGAAGCCCACGCUAGCGCCCACGCCACAGAGACACCAAGCCUCAGAACAACAAAGAUGGCUUUCACUACGAGCGUCUUCUCCAUAGCUGCGCUCGUGCUCUUCCUCUCUCUCUCUUUUUCUCUCUGUCUCUCUUUUUCUGUCUCUCUAUUUUUCUCUUUUUCACUCACUCAGCUUCUCCUUAAGCCAGAUUUUUUUUUUAAACGGUUUGGUCCAGUUUCUCCUUAUGGGUCCAUGUGUGAUACCAAACAAACUUUUUUCUUUUUGGGACACUCAGUGCUCUGCCAGGUUGCGUAAUCUUCCUAGCGAUUGAUUUUCAGUUUUGUACGAAGGAACUUUUUCUCAUGCAUGAAGUUAAGUACUCGUUUUCCCCUCUCUUUUUUCUGUAUCUAGCCUUCGCAUCUCACUUCUCGUGUGUUUUAACGUCGUGUUCUCUCUUCACUAAUUUGAAGAAAACUGAUGAUCCAUUUUAAACUCACCAUAACCCCACGGGGAUUUCUUGCUAUGACUGUUUCAUCCUCUUUUGAGUCUUUCUCUUUUAGCCAAUGUGUGUUUGAGACUUCUUGAUGCCUUUUCUUGUUUUCUUCUUAACUUGUGAAGAUUUAAACCACGUCCUUAUUCAUAUAUUGACCUUUUCAGUCAUAUAGACGGUUCAGGGAACCGGAGAAACACCAUUCAGUCAGUGAGCAAAGAUGUCUAACCUAAUGACUUGAUGAUGAGUGCAGGGAGAAAAAGGGAUUUAAAAAUAAACCCACACACACUCAUACACAUGCUAUUGCUCUUUGGACUACUAACAGUUACUCAUGCUUCGUGCCAACCUCUGUAACUACUCUAAAGAUUAAAACCCCAGAGCUGAUGACUGAACGGAGUCGGAAGGAUAGGUUGGUUUGGGAGCUUUUGCUUGUAAUUUUUUGCAUACGCUUUUCUUUAUCAUCGACUGCCUGUAACAUGAGUAUUGGGAAUUUGCCAAAACGCACAAUCAGUGCCUGUUACUCCUACGUGAAAAGAAAAAAACAAACACCUCAAAAUGAGCUCAAUGUGAUCUCUCAGAUCCAUGAACAAAAAAGGCUUAAAGUCACCAUCAGUGUUAAUGAAAUUCAGCAUCACAUAAUCACGAAUCACUGAAACUGUCUUGUGCUGUUGUGAUUUAUUUAAUUUAAUGCAUUAAAAUCUUGGGAUAGGUUUAGCUUUUAGAUUCACCCCCAGGUAACGUCCCUGGCUCCAGAGAGACUGUUUAGACGUAGACGCUUCUCAUGUACAGGGUACGUCUGCUGAUACUUGUGUAAAGAAUUUCAGCCUGUUCACAUUAACGACAUUAUUAAAUAUAUUAAAAAAUA